Messenger RNA from Prosopis cineraria, 590 nucleotides. Its product is annotated as non-specific lipid-transfer protein 2-like. The transcript has a single exon. NCBI's taxonomy places the organism in Eukaryota, Viridiplantae, Streptophyta, Magnoliopsida, Fabales, Fabaceae. The record is from RefSeq and is a predicted model, not a curated record. The coding region runs from base 56 to 361 and encodes 101 amino acids. Gene Ontology annotation, biological process: lipid transport.
CGCCACUUCAUCUCAUCACAAAAGUUAACAAAAGACAAAAAAAGCAGAAGUAAUAAUGGCGAUGAUGAUGAUGAAGAAGAUGAUGGGUGUGAGUCUGGUGGUGAUGAUGGUGAUGAUCCUUGUGGUGGUGGAGCUGCCACACACGGCGGAGGCUGUGACUUGCAGUCCGGUGGCUCUGAGUCCUUGCAUGGGAGCGAUAUCGUCGUCGUCUCCGCCGUCGAGCGAGUGCUGCCAGAAGCUGAAGGAGCAGAAGCCGUGUCUGUGUGGAUACCUCAAGAACCCUAGCCUGAGGCAGUACGUUAACUCUCCUGGGGCCAAGAAGGUUUCUUCCUCUUGUGGGGUCCCCAUCCCUUCUUGUUGAAUAAGUCAAACUAGUUUUAUAGUAAGCCUGUGAUCACUAUCGUUUAAUUAGUACCCUGCAUAAGUGUUUAAGGAAUAAUUUCAGAAAAAUAUAUAUUCUUCUGGAGGGAAUAUAUAUAUAUAUAUAUAAUCUGUAUCCUGUGUUCAGGACUUGGUUAUAGCUUGAACAAUGAUGUUCUGGAACAUGUAGUUUGAGAGUCUUAAUAAUCAAUAAUGAGUUAUUGUAUCAA